GCCCAGUUCCGCUGGCAUUUAACUGAAGGCGCCGCCCCCUUUUUCCUCACUAUCCGCUGCUUUCAUAUUUUUGGUUUGACUGCGACAGCUGCCAAUGUGUUCUUCAUCUUCGUGAAGUUGGGACAAAACUGAAGGCAUGCCGCUCGCUCGCAGCCUCUCUGUCACGUCCCUGUCAGGACUGGAGGAAUGGGACGAAGAGUUUGAUUUGGAGGACGCUGUUCUCUUUGAAAUUGCGUGGGAGGUCGCUAACAAAGUUGGAGGCAUCUACACAGUCAUCCAGACCAAAGCCCGUCUGACCGCAGAGGAAUGGGGGGAGAACUAUUUCCUGGUGGGUCCCUACGUGGAGAGCAACGUGCGCACUCAGGUGGAGCUGAUCGAGCCCACUAACCCAGUGCUGAAGAGAACCAUUGACAAGAUGAACUCCAGUGGGUGUAAGGUCUACUUUGGGCGGUGGCUUAUCGAGGGCAGUCCCUAUGUGGUUCUGAUUGAUGUCGCGUUCACCGCCUGGUCUCUGGACAGCUGGAAGAGCGAGUUGUGGGAGCUUUGUGACAUCGGCGUGCCAUGGUUUGACCGUGAGGCAAACGAUGCCGUGCUAUUUGGCUUCCUGACGGCCUGGCUUCUGGGAGAGUAUGCAGCCCAGAGUGAGGAGCCUCCACACAUCGUGGCUCAUUUCCAUGAAUGGUUGGCCGGGCUGGGCCUGGUGUUGUGUAGACAUAGAAAGCUGCCCAUCGCAACCAUCUUCACUACUCACGCCACACUGCUGGGAAGAUACCUGUGUGCUGGAAAUGUGGACUUCUAUAACAAACUUGCAGAUUUCAACCUGGAUAAGGAAGCAGGCGAUAGACAGAUCUACCAUCGCUACUGUUUGGAGCGGGCGGCUGCACACUGUGCACAUGUCUUCACCACUGUAUCACAGAUCACUGCCAUCGAGGCAGAGUACCUGCUCAACAGGAAACCAGACAUUAUCACUCCCAACGGGCUCAAUGUGAAGAAAUUCUCAGCAGUGCACGAGUUUCAGAACCUCCACGCUCAGAGCAAGAAUCGGAUUCAGGAGUUCGUCAGAGGACACUUCUACGGGCACCUUGACUUCAACCUGGACAAGUGUUUGUUCCUCUUCAUUGCUGGAAGGUAUGAGUUCUCAAACAAAGGAGCCGACAUCUUCUUGGAAGCUUUGGCCAGACUGAACUAUCUAUUGAGGGUCAACCACAGUGACGUGACCGUCGUUGCCUUCUUCAUCAUGCCAGCGAGGACGAACAACUUCAAUGUGGAGACGUUGAAAGGCCAAGCGGUCAGGAAACAGCUCUGGGAUACGGCUCAGACUGUGAAGGAACGUUUCGGGAAGAAACUUUAUGAGUCACUUCUAGUUGGGCAGCUGCCAGAUGUGUCGAAGAUGCUGGACAAAGAGGAUUUCACCAUAAUGAAGCGUGCCAUCUUCGCGACUCAGAGACAAUGCCAGCCUCCAGUCUGCACCCAUAACAUGCUGGAGGACAGCGGCGACCCCAUCCUUAACUGUGUCCGUCGUAUCGGCCUCUUCAACAGCUCUGCUGACCGCGUCAAGAUUAUCUUCCAUCCGGAGUUCCUUUCGUCCACCUCUCCUCUACUUCCAAUGGAUUAUGAGGAGUUUGUAAGAGGCUGCCACCUGGGCGUCUUCCCCUCUUACUAUGAGCCUUGGGGCUACACUCCAGCUGAGUGCACAGUCAUGGGAAUUCCAUCAAUCUCAACUAACCUGUCGGGCUUUGGCUGUUUCAUGGAGGAACACAUAGCAGACCCCUCAGCAUAUGGUAUUUACAUCUUGGACCGGCGGUAUCAGGGGGUCGACGAGUCGUGUAACCAGCUCACGUCCUUCCUGUUUCAGUUUUGCAAGCAGAGCCGGCGCCAGCGGAUUAUCCAGAGGAACCGGACUGAGCGUCUGAGCGAACUCUUGGACUGGAGAUACCUCGGCAGGUAUUAUAUAUCUGCCCGUCAUAUGGCCUUGGCUAAAGCCUUCCCCGACACCUACAUGUAUGAAUUUCAUGAGCCCACCUCAACCUCAGGUUUCCGUUACCCCCGACCGGCCUCUGUGCCACCAUCUCCAGCUCUGUCCCGCCACUCCUCCCCUCACCACAGCGAGGCUGAGGACAACGAUGAAGACGAACGUUACGAUGAGGAUCUGGAGGCAGAAAAGGACCGAAAGAACAUCCGCCAGCCCUACGCCCUGCCAGUCAAAAAUAAAUCUUCUGUUGUCCUGGGGGCCAAUGGAAAUGGGGACACGAGUGACAAAUAUUGAGAAAUGCACACAUACGUACAUGUUAAACCUCACUAGUGAAACUUCCUUGUGGCAAUCCUUAAAGUCAUCCAUGUACUUUAUAAAUGAGUGCACUUGUGUGAAUGCGAGUGAUACAUUUAAUAUCGACUUGUUGUGAAAAAUAGCAUCACUUUCCCAACCUGUUUGUACCUCAGGCUUUUUAAAAACAUAUCUGUAUUUUUGGUAUUGUUUCAGUUACACCAGCAGUGCAACUAGUGGUUUGCGUUGUGGAGUAAGUGCAGCAGCUAGAAAGGGCUAAAUGAUGGCUCGACGUGGAAAACAAAUAAAGAUUGCUGGAUUUUGUAGUGUACUAACACUGAAUAACACACUGUAGAUCUAAAGAAUUAGUGUAUUAAAUUGAGUGAGGGGGGGGGUUUUAUACUUGAUUUUAAAGGUGGGGUUACAAAAACCCUCACCCUCCUUUAACCAGAUUAUCUUCUUUACACAUUUAAAGCCAUUUUUCCUGGUUAAAAAAAAAUCACUCGUGAAGACUGUUUCAGUUGCUGUGAGUAACCACAAAGAGCACUUAUAACAUUUUACUUGUGUGAUGAUGCAGUCGUCAACAUUGUAGCAUCUUUCUUUCACAUGCCUUGUUUAAUACAAAACUUCCCAGAAUGGAAAUAAAAAGUAGAACACAUACACACGAUAGCAUCAGAAAACAAAAAAAGUUCUACUUUUUGGAAUGUUUGUGUUUUCAUUUUCUUUCUGCGCCUUAUUGUAUCACAGCCUUUCAGUGACGAUCACCGACAAAUAACCUCACAAUCCUCAUUAACUGUUUGUGUGUGUGUGUGUGUGUGGAGAUUAUUCCUGGGUUUGCCUGUUU
Messenger RNA from Cottoperca gobio, 3107 nucleotides. It is a transcript of the gene gys1, whose product is annotated as glycogen synthase 1 (muscle). Gene Ontology annotation, molecular function: alpha-1,4-glucan glucosyltransferase (UDP-glucose donor) activity. The record is from RefSeq and is a predicted model, not a curated record. Gene Ontology annotation, biological process: glycogen biosynthetic process. Gene Ontology annotation, cellular component: cytoplasm. NCBI's taxonomy places the organism in Eukaryota, Metazoa, Chordata, Actinopteri, Perciformes, Bovichtidae.